CGCCGUUAAAACUCAUUGAAGAAGAAGUAAAGCCUCGCUUCCCCCGCCCAUAGCGUAACAUGGUAACGUCAUUGCUUGGAGAAAAAAAAUACAUUUUUCGGGAGGCGGAAUUUGUUAUUUGCUAAUAUUGAACUUAAAAACGUGUCUUUUAUUUAAGAAAUAUAUACAAAUAAUAAUAUGUAUUCAUAAAUAUAGUCCUAUAUUGGUCUUUAUCCUCAAAUAGUUUAUUUCAAACACCCGUACCACAAUGGUCUCAACGUGACACUUCCUUGUUUUUCGAAAAGUUUUAUUUGGUAGUAACGUUAGUUGGCUAUCUAUGGCUAGCACAAUUUGACAUGGAUCCAGUUGGAAUAUGAGAUGAGGUGCAUUGAUUAACAUUUCUUCAACGUUAAGGUUUAGCUUAGGUUGUCCAUGGCUGUAAAUAUAAGCUAGCUAUAUUGAGAAGUUGAAACUAGUAACGUUGGGGGAAGAUGUUAUCCGCGGCCAACGAAGAUUUCAGGGUGAAGUUUCCACUACAUUCCUUAGUCUGGGAAAAUGAUUACAGGAAAUUGGAAAACGACUCCACAAAGAACGACGUCGAGGCUGUGGAUCCCAGGGGAAGGACACCGCUCCACCUGGCUGUGUCACUGGGCCACCUGGAGUCGGUGAGAGUGCUUCUGAGACAUGGCGCUGAAGUUACCAAAGAGAAUGCCAAGAAUUGGACAGUGCUGCAGGAGGCGGUCAGCACCGGCGACCCAGAGAUGGUGCAGCUAGUGCUCCAGCGGAGAGACUACCUCAAAGCCUCUACAGCCCUGGGAGGAGUGCCUGAGCUUCUGAGCAAGAUCCGUGAGUCCGCGGAUUUCUACAUGGAAAUGAAAUGGGAGUUCACAAGUUGGGUCCCUCUCGUGUCCCGGGUUUGUCCCGGCGAUGUGUGUCGGAUUUGGAAGAGUGGGGCCAGCCUGCGCGUGGAUGCCACUCUGCUAGGCUUCGAGAACAUGACCUGGAUCAGAGGUCGUCGGAGUUUCAUUUUCAGAGGAGAUGAUACCUGCACCGAGUUCAUGGAGGUGAACCAUGACGAAGAGGUGGUGGACACGGAGCGCUUUGACAUCUCCAGGGAGAUAGAAGACGUAACGCUGGACUCCAUGCAACCUGCAGAACAGGAAGUGGCCAAGCGGCUGACCACGCCCAUUGUUAAUACCUUUCUGGACACCAGGGACAUUGCUUUUGAGAGAAAUAAAUCUGGGAUUUUGGGUUGGAGGAGUGACAAAACGGAAGUUGUCAAUGGUUUCGAGGCUAAGGUUUUCACUGUGAACAAUGUAAACGUGGUGAUCCGGACAAGGACAGAGCAUCUCACCGAUGAGGAGAAGGCUAGAAUAAAAAGUGAGAGGAAUGUUCUGGAGUAUCUUCUGGGCACUGUGGAGCAGCAGAUAAGUGCUCAAGGGGACCUCACUCUGGAGUAUGCGACAGCCACCAACCCCACCGCCAUCACACCACAGGAGUACUUUGACCCUGCGUUUGACCUUGAAGACCGAGACAUUGGCCGGCCCAUUGAACUUACCGUCCGAACCCAGAAGUUCAAGGGUACAUUGUGGAUGAGCGAGGAACACCCUCUCUCCCUGGUGGAGCAGGUCACCCCCAUCAUCGAUCUCAUGGCCCGGACCAGCACCCACUUCGCCCGGCUGCGGGAUUUUGUCACCCUCAAGUUCCCUCCAGGGUUCCCUGUAAAAAUAGAGAUUCCCCUAUUCCAUGUGCUCAACGCCCGCAUUUCAUUUGGCAGUGUCAACAAAUGCAGUACGGGCGACCACUCCACUGCCACACCCGAGGAGGGCAGCUGUGGGGAAGCUGCAGUUCCCCCUCUAUUCCAGGUGUGCCCCUCGGUGUUCGAGGUGCCCUCACACUACCGCCACCGAGGAGGGGGUGGCAGCCGCCACACGGCGGUGUCAAAUCACGACGAGGAGCUACUGCAGUAUGCCAUCCACCAGAGUCUGCUGGAGUCCGGUGGUGGAGCCCUGGGACAGGAAGUGACAUGGGAGGAUGCCAAUGGUGACCUCACGGACCCCAUAUUCAGUAGCCAGAGUGACGGAAGCAUCCCAGAGGGGGUGCUGGUGGACUUGGGAGACACCACGUCGAGUCAGGCGAGCUCGGGCACCUCGGCCUCAAGCCCCGAUGCGGACCUCCGCAUGGCCAUGGAGCUGUCGGCCCGGGCCCAGGCCGAGGAUGAGGGAAGGAGGAGGAAGAAGGAAGAGGAGGAGCUGGAGAGGAUAUUGCAGCUCUCGCUCACAGAGAAGUAAAAAGAGGAAAAUAUGAGGGAAAAUAAUAUUAAGGCCAUGCCUUGCCAUAACUGCAUUAACUUUUCGUAGAUCAAGAAGCGGCCACCACCACACCCCCAAUCCAGCCCCACCCCACCCCCUCCUCCUUCACUACAAUCUGCCAUGACACCGGCAAAACAUCCAUGUAACAUAUGUCAUAAACAAAACCUAUUUUUGGUUUUAAAAAACUAACAUGUAUAUUGCUAUAUUUGUAUUUCUAUAUAACACUGAGGCUCUGUCUUAAAAGUGUAGAAGCUGUCAAAAUUCCUCCCGUCCCUUUUAAAACAGAGCCAUAGCCACUCUACUCUCCCAAAGAGGUAUCCAGGUAUUCUUUGAGAUUAUUUUGGGAAGGAUUUUCAUUGCACUGGAGUGUAAGGGUUGCAACCUGUGAUUGUUUUUGUUGGGUGUUGCCAAGAUCAGGUUAAACCUGUGACUGGUAGCUGCUUUAGUUGUGGCUCUGGAAGGUUGUUGUUUUAGAGCCCUGGGUCAGGUUCAUUAGGCACCAAAUGGAAAGGAGCGGAAUGAAACCGGGAGGGACUACCUGCACAUUUUCAGUUUCCUGUUGCAAAAGGUUUAAAACAUAUUUUUGUAUUAUUAACAUGACCCUGGAAAUAGCACUCCAGUCACACAGCUAUUCAAAAUAUUUAAUAUCUCAGGGUUCCAUUGUUCUACAGUAUCUCUGAAACUAGUGAAAGUGCAGUAUAUUAGUUUAUUGUAGACACAUCAAACAUGGUUUUCUGGUCAACAAUAUGGCAUUUUUGCACUUUGAACAGAAUGUCAUCAAACAAUAUAUCUUGCUGGUGCUUCCGACCCUUUUUUCUUGCGCUGCAAGAAUUCAUGUUUUGGAUUUGUUGUCAUUGAUGCAAUGUUAAAAUGAAAGUGAACAUGAUCAUUCAAACAAGUUUUUGACUUGCCCCAGAAACCAGGUUUUAUUCAAUUGGGCUAAGGGCUUGUUAUUUAAGAGUGCUUGAUCUUGUUGGCCAUGGUCACUGGGCAUCAUCAAGCAUCAGCACCUCAACAACGCAAUAGCAGAAGCCGCUGUGCCUACCUGUGGAUGACCAAGGAACAUACACACGGUUCAGUGGUGCUCGCAAAUAAACAAGGUCGAAACAUGGAUUAUUGUAGGCUAUCCAUUGUCAAACACUUUUUCCUUUCUUAAAUGUCAAAGAAUAUGGCCGUUAGACCUCAAACACAACAGGGUUCUAAGGUAUUUUAUAAAUCUUGAAACUACAGAUAGACCUGUGAACUGAGUGAUGUGUGAGAGAUCUGAGAUGAACAUGGAUGCAAGCUCCGUGUAGCAUCAUUUUGUACUGAAGGGAGCGUUCCCCUCUAACAUUCCCAAUCCCAAAUGGAGCCUACCUAUGCUCUUAUGCAGAUCUGAGAGGAUUUGAAAGGUGUACGCAAUAUGGUAAUAAGUGUAACUUGCCCUCCUAGGGGAAUGUAUUAAAAUCAUAUUGCUAAUUAGAUCUCCACAAGUGCAUAGUAGGGUCUAGAUUCCAUUUGGGCCACAGACAUGAUUGGUCUGGGGGUGAGGGAUCAGUGUUAUACUGCUACUCAGGCCAGACCUACUAAAGACACCAGAGAACAUUUGAAAUGUCUCAUCUUUAAAGCUGUGAUCCAGGGGCUUAAAAAAAUGUUUCCCAUCCAGUGGUGUUGCUGGACAUAAAAUGAAUUAAGCAAUGUAGUUAAUUACACUGAUAACCAACAGCACUUUGGACAUGGUUCUGAUGCAUCGCUUUGUCUGUUUUCUGGGGGCUAGAGCUCAAAACGGCUAAUGAUCAAGUUGCCAAACAGCAGAACAUUCUCUAAUGUAGCAGAGUUCACUUUGUUUCGAUUUCUGGGGAACAGUCUUUGUACUGCUUUAUUUGCUAGUAGGUAAGCUUAUUUUCUUAACAGAAUUCAAGAAAGCAUUUGUAAACUGUGAUGUUGGUUUCAAAUUGUUUUCUUUCUUAAAUAAAUGCACUUUAUUUCAA
Coregonus clupeaformis (lake whitefish) is the source of this 4261-nucleotide messenger RNA. RefSeq names its product ankyrin repeat domain-containing protein 13A. The transcript has 15 exons. Lineage: Eukaryota; Metazoa; Chordata; Actinopteri; Salmoniformes; Salmonidae. Gene Ontology annotation, molecular function: protein binding. The record is from RefSeq and is a predicted model, not a curated record. Gene Ontology annotation, cellular component: cytoplasm. Bases 471 to 2270 code for a protein of 599 amino acids.